AUGCCAUCGCCAAGAACCAACAAGCCUGCUACUCAGCUCCGGCAGAUUCUGGCACUACUCUCGGUCGCCGUGGAGAAUCUGGCGUCCGAAUGGGAAUCAUCUCCGAGUCAGGACACUAGCAGCACCAUGUCACAUGCCGAGUGUGAUGCCGUCAAAACCAUUAUUGCCUCACUGGGCUCGCUGGAGAGCCUUGUUCUAGACCCUCACACUCGCCUGCUGAAUUUGUCCAUGUCUUACCUUGUCUCACGAGCGUUGCAUAUAGCUGCCGAGCAUGAGAUUGCGGAACUGCUUUCCCAGGACACGAACGACGGGGUCAGCGCUGCCCAUCUCGCCAGGGUAACUGGCAUAGAAGAGGGAAAGUUAUGCCGAGUCAUGCGAACGUUGACUUCACACCAUAUUUUCCAAGAGAUCAAGGAAGGGUGGUUUGCCAACAAUCACAUCUCUCAAGCUCUUGUCAGUGAUGCCGCGUUUCAAGCCAAUAUUAUUAUGAAGGGCCAGUUGCAGUAUCGCGUCAGUGACUUUCUCCCUCAAGCAUUGGCGAAUCCUGCAAUUCGAGAUAGCUACGACCCAAGGAAGACCGCCUUUCAACAGGCCGUGGGGACGAAACUGUCCUUGUUUGACUGGAUGAACGAGAUGGUGCCUAAAUUCGACGCGAACAGGUGGCCCUGGAGUCUGCGUAGGCACACUUGCGAGGAGGACGGUGCACCGCUUUCACCCCGUGAUUCAGGCCAGAAGAUGGUGCCUCGGCCCGAGAAGCAACUCUUUAACCUUGCAAUUAGUGGUCAAGGCAGGAGCACCGAACAGUAUUGCGUUCUUGACUUCCCUUGGAAGGAUCUUGAGGACGGCGCAACUGUCGUGGACGUUGGCGGCGGGAUUGGUUCAUUUUGCAUGCAACUCCACGCCCACCAUCCUAGUCUGAGGCUCGUCAUUCAAGACAGGGAGCAUGUGAUUCAACAAGCAAUUGCAGUAUGGGAGACGAAACACCUUUCCGCCAUUGCCGAGAGUAAAGUUAAACUAGCUGCGCAUGACUUCUUCAAGAAAAACCCGGUCGUCGGUGCUGAAAUAUACUGGCUACGAUACAUCAUCCACGAUUGGGCCGAUAAUGAAGCAAUCGCCAUCUUGUCACGGGUUGCAGAGUCGAUGAAUUCCAACUCUCGCGUGCUGAUCGCCGAAAUAUUGAUGUACACCACGAUACCCUCGCCCAAGCUCAAGUCAGCCCCUAAGCCAUUGCUGGCGAAUUAUGGCCAGGCAAUGAGUCCUGCCCAUAUGAUGGACUUGAACAUGAUGAUGAUGACAAACGGAAGAGAAAGGACACCGGCUGAGUUUGAGCGUAUUGUGCAAGAAGCUGGCUUAGUGUUGGACAAAAUCUGGGAGUGCCGAGGGCCAUUGAGCAUCAUUGAAUGUCGGUUAGCAUGA
This is a messenger RNA of Cladophialophora bantiana CBS 173.52, 1416 nucleotides long. RefSeq lists its product as uncharacterized. The transcript has 5 exons. NCBI's taxonomy places the organism in Eukaryota, Fungi, Ascomycota, Eurotiomycetes, Chaetothyriales, Herpotrichiellaceae. Bases 1 to 1416 code for a protein of 471 amino acids. The record is from RefSeq and is a predicted model, not a curated record. Gene Ontology annotation, molecular function: O-methyltransferase activity.